AUGGCCCCGGGAAAGCUGAAACUCACAUUCAUAGGCAACGAUUCUAAAAGAAAAAACGUAUGCAAGAAACGGAAGCAGUCACUGCUGAAGAAGACGGAGGAACUCAGCAUGCUUUGUGGCGUUGAAGCAUGUGCUAUAGUGUAUGGCCCCGAUGAUCCUCGGCCAGUGAUUUGGCCAUCCGAAUUGGGUGUCGAAAAUGUACUGCGAAUGUUCAUGAGCAUGCCACAUUGGGAGCAAAGCAAAAAGAUGGUGAACCAAGAGAGUUUCAUUGCACAAAGUAUCAUGAAGAGUAAAGAAAAGUUGCAGAAAAUUGUGAAGGAAAACAAGGAUAUUGAAAUGUCCUUGUUCAUGGCUCAUUGCUUUAAGACAGGAAUGUUUCAGCCUGAUAUCAAUAUGACCACAGCUGAUAUGAAUGUUCUUGCAUCCAUAAUUGAACAGAACCUGAAAGACAUUGAUAAAAGGAUGGAAAUGCUGAAAGCCAACCAGGUGAUACCAAACCAGCCCGAUGUUGAAACAUCAACAUUGCAACCCCAGAUAAUGCAUACACUGACAUACCAACCCCCUAUGCAAACAUUUUCAUUCCAACCGCGGAUUCAAAUACCAGAAUUCCAAACCCAGAUCCAAACACCAGAAUUCCCAACUCAAACAUACCAAUCCAAGAUGCAAACACAAACAUUUCAACCCCAGAUGCAGUCACCAGCAUUAUUCCAACCCCGGAUGCAAUCACUUGCAUUUUUCCAACCCCAGAUAAUGCAAACACCAUCAUACCAACCCCAGAUAAUGCAAACACCAUCAUACCAACCCCACAUGCAAACACCAGCACUUGAAGAUAUGACACUGCUUAAUUAUGGCAAUGGGUCGGGUAUGCAAAUGCAGCAGUUCAAUGGUAAUGGGUAUGAGACAACAAUGCUUGCAUUUGGAGGUGCUAACUUCCCUCUCUAA
Molecule: messenger RNA, 942 nt
Organism: Glycine soja
Lineage: Eukaryota; Viridiplantae; Streptophyta; Magnoliopsida; Fabales; Fabaceae
Product: agamous-like MADS-box protein AGL80
Exons: 1
Coding region: 1-942 (313 amino acids)
Biological process (GO): positive regulation of transcription by RNA polymerase II
Molecular function (GO): DNA-binding transcription factor activity, RNA polymerase II-specific; cis-regulatory region sequence-specific DNA binding; protein dimerization activity
Source: RefSeq, a predicted model, not a curated record